UUUGAUCCUUGUCGAAGGGUAUUUUCGUCUAUCAAUAAAGCGACGAUUACAAAAACCCUAACUGGCUCCCUCAUCAUUUUUAAGCUUGCCCGCCUCUUCAACCCGACUCAGAUUCAACAGCUCCAUCCAUCUGCCUUCUCUAACCUCAACACUGCAAUGGCGUCGGAGAAGAAGCUUGCGAACCCAAUGAGGGAAAUAAAAGUUCAGAAGCUGGUACUCAACAUCUCCGUGGGUGAAAGCGGCGAUCGGCUCACACGUGCCGCCAAGGUCCUGGAACAACUCAGUGGCCAAACACCUGUUUUCUCCAAGGCUAGGUACACUGUCAGGUCAUUUGGUAUCAGGAGGAACGAAAAGAUUGCUUGUUACGUUACAGUUAGAGGAGACAAGGCGAUGCAGCUUUUGGAAAGCGGUUUGAAGGUCAAGGAGUACGAGCUUUUGAGACGCAACUUCAGCGAAACUGGCUGCUUUGGUUUCGGCAUUCAGGAGCACAUUGAUCUCGGCAUCAAGUAUGAUCCAUCAACUGGUAUCUAUGGUAUGGAUUUCUACGUUGUUCUUGAGCGCCCAGGAUAUCGUGUUUGUCGUCGCCGCAGAUGCAAGUCACGCGUUGGAAUUCAGCAUAGAGUUACCAAGGAGGAUGCAAUGAAGUGGUUCCAGGUCAAGUAUGAAGGAGUAAUCCUUAACAAGGCCCAAAACAUUAGUGCUUAAGGAGUUGUGUUACAGAUUUGUUAAGUUACUUAAAGUUUUGGUCAGUUGUCUGAUUCAUUUUGAGCAGUCUAUGAUUUCUCUUAAGAGAUUUAAAUUGGUGGAUUUUAAAGUACCAUAUGUGGUGAUCUUCUUUGUUAUUUAUUAGAAUAUCGUAGUAGUAAUGCAUAGUUCCUUACCUACCUGCAA
Messenger RNA from Mangifera indica (mango), 891 nucleotides. Its product is annotated as 60S ribosomal protein L11-like. Lineage: Eukaryota; Viridiplantae; Streptophyta; Magnoliopsida; Sapindales; Anacardiaceae. Gene Ontology annotation, cellular component: cytosolic large ribosomal subunit; ribosome. The record is from RefSeq and is a predicted model, not a curated record. Gene Ontology annotation, molecular function: RNA binding; structural constituent of ribosome. The transcript is spliced from 3 exons. The coding region runs from base 157 to 705 and encodes 182 amino acids. Gene Ontology annotation, biological process: translation.